Messenger RNA from Arachis duranensis, 1281 nucleotides. RefSeq lists its product as uncharacterized. The record is from RefSeq and is a predicted model, not a curated record. The transcript has 2 exons. The coding region runs from base 1 to 1281 and encodes 426 amino acids. NCBI's taxonomy places the organism in Eukaryota, Viridiplantae, Streptophyta, Magnoliopsida, Fabales, Fabaceae.
AUGGGGGGUGCCUCCACUUCGAUGCCCGUCGUUGCACCUGAGUGUUUGUUGGAGUAUCGGCCAGCCGGUCCAGUUGGGGCAUUCACCUCAACUCAUCCAUCUCCAGAUGUAGGACAUGAGGGGGAACCGGAUCAGGUGGAAAAUGCUAUGCAAGAGAAUGAUUCCGAUGAAGAGCCUGCUGACAUUGGAGGGGACAACGAUGAUGAAAUUUUGACAAACCCAGCAAGAUGUCAACCGACGUCAAGUGCCGGCACACAUGAGCAACCUGCACAUUAUUCUACCCUGGAUCUGGGAGCCAUCAUCCAACCGACGGAUUCAGCACCAACCUUUGGGGGUCGAGGCUUGCACGAGAAAAACUCUGUAACUGAAUUUCAAGUUGGCCAAUCUUUCCAUAGUAACAAGGAAGCUGUGCUUACUAUAAAGGAUUACAACAUUCGGCGCGGAGUUGAGUAUAGAGUGAUGGAGUCAGAUCAUCUUAAGUACCAUGGAAGAUGCAAGGAGUUUGGGAAAGGUUGCACAUGGAUGAUUCGCAUCAGCCUUCGAGCACGGAAGGGAACCUGGGAGAUAUUUUCUCUGGUUCGAGCCAAUGCGGCGGUAUCGAUAAAGGUGUUGCAAGAAGCUACCGAAGGAAUGUACGGGUUCAAGCCAAGUUACAGGAAGACGUGGUUGGCAAAACAGAAGGCGGUAGCACAGAUAUACGGGAAAUGGGAAGAGUCCUACGCCGAGCUACCUCGUUGGAUCCUUGGUGUGCAGUCCACCAUGGAGGGGACGGUUACGUUGUUGAAGACAUCUCCAGGUCGCGUGGGUGAUGACGUGGAUGACUCAACCGUGUACUUUCAUCGUCUUUUCUGGAUGUUUCCUCCUUAUGUUGAAGCUUUCCGACAUUGCAAGCCAUUGGUAAGCAUAGACGGUACUCAUCUGUAUGACAAGUAUGGAGGGACUUUGCUCAUGGCCAUCGCUCAAGAUGGAAACUCCAACAUCUUGCCUAUUGCUUUCAGUCUCGUGGAGGGAGAAAAUACCGAGUCUUGGUCUUUCUUUCUGACCAACCUGCGGCAACAUGUGACUCCGCAACAGGGGAUACUGGUCAUUUCAGAUAGGCACAAUGGCAUCAAGGCUGCACUAGAGAACCCGAACAGUGGGUGGUUACCCCCGCUUGCGUACCGAACAUUUUGUAUUCGGCAUAUUGCAGCUAACUUCGCACUCAGUUUCAAGGGCACGGACGCAAAGCGUUUGCUUGUGAAUGCUGCUUAUGCGAAGACUGAGGCAGAGUUUCACUAUUAG